This is a messenger RNA of Manihot esculenta (cassava), 1947 nucleotides long. Its product is annotated as nucleolar protein 56. The transcript has 8 exons. The coding region runs from base 127 to 1788 and encodes 553 amino acids. The record is from RefSeq and is a predicted model, not a curated record. Gene Ontology annotation, cellular component: box C/D methylation guide snoRNP complex; small-subunit processome. Gene Ontology annotation, molecular function: snoRNA binding. Lineage: Eukaryota; Viridiplantae; Streptophyta; Magnoliopsida; Malpighiales; Euphorbiaceae.
AAACCCUAACACCAAAACCCUCAGUACCCCCUUCUCUUUACCAUCGGCAGAGAACAAAGGAGGGAAAGGCUAUAGCUCAUAUUGUUUGUUUUCACCUCAUUUUUGGGUUGUUUCUUCAUCUCAGCCAUGGCGCUGUAUUUACUAUACGAGUCGGCGUCUGGUUAUAGUCUCUUUCUAGCUAAUGGUCUUGAUGAAAUUGGGCAGAACACAGAGGCUGUUCGCAGCUCUGUCGCAGAUCUCAACCGUUUUGGCAAAGUGGUUCAGUUAACUGCUUUUCAUCCUUUCGAGUCGUCUUUAGACGCUCUGAAUCAGUGUAACUCUGUCUCUGAAGGGCUUAUGACGGAUGAGUUGAGAAGCUUUUUAGAACUUAAUCUCCCAAAAGUGAAGGAAGGUAAAAAGCCAAAGUUUAGUUUAGGAGUUGCGGAGCCUAAGUUGGGGUCGCAUAUAUUUGAAGAGACAAAAAUACCUUGCCAAAGCAAUGAAUUCGUUCUCGAGCUUCUCCGUGGUGUAAGGCUACAUUUUGAGAGGUUCAUCAAGGAUCUAAAGCCUGGUGACUUGGAGAAGGCUCAACUUGGUCUGGGGCACAGUUACAGCAGGGCAAAAGUGAAGUUCAAUGUCAACCGAGUUGACAAUAUGGUUAUUCAAGCAAUUUUUCUCCUUGAUACUCUUGAUAAGGAUAUCAAUUCCUUCUCAAUGAGAGUCAGAGAAUGGUACUCUUGGCAUUUCCCUGAAUUAGUGAAAAUUGUCAAUGACAACUAUCUCUAUGCAAAACUCGCCAAGUUCAUAGAGGACAAGGCAAAGUUGUCUGAAGACAAAAUCCCUGAAUUGACAGACAUACUUGGAGAUGAAGAGAAGGCAAAGGAGGUUGUAGAAGCUGCGAAGGCAUCAAUGGGGCAGGAUUUGUCCCCGAUUGACUUGAUUAAUGUGCAACAGUUUGCUCAGAGGGUAAUGGAUCUCUCUGAGUAUAGGAAAAAGCUCUAUGAAUAUCUGGUUACUAAGAUGAAUGACAUAGCACCUAAUUUGGCCUCCUUGAUUGGUGAAGUCGUUGGGGCUCGUUUGAUUUCACAUGCUGGUAGUCUUACGAAUCUGGCUAAGUGUCCAUCUUCUACCCUUCAGAUCCUUGGGGCAGAGAAAGCACUGUUCAGGGCACUGAAAACACGAGGAAACACACCAAAAUAUGGUUUGAUUUUCCAUUCAUCUUUUAUUGGUCGAGCAUCUGCCCGCAACAAGGGACGCAUGGCUCGAUAUCUAGCAAACAAAUGCUCAAUUGCUUCUCGCAUUGAUUGUUUUGCUGAUAGCGGCACUACCAUUUUUGGAGAGAAACUGAGAGAACAGGUCGAGGAACGAUUAGAUUUCUAUGACAAGGGAGUUGCACCUCGUAAAAACAUUGAUGUGAUGAAAGCUGCAAUUGAAAGCACUCAGAAUAAAGAUAUUGAAAUGGAAACAGAAGCACCUGCUGGAGCUUCAGCAAAGAAAAGCAAGAAAAAGAAAUCAAAAUCUGAGGCUACAGACGCUGCUGAACCUAUGGCGGAGGAUAAACCAGCAGUUGGUGUAAAUGGAGAUGGUUUAGAGGAUGCUAAAUCGGAGAAGAAAAAGAAGGAGAAGAGAAAAAUUGAGGAGCAAGCUGUGGAUAAUUCAAAUGGUCUAAAUGGUGCCAAUGCUGAGCAAGACGGAACUACUAAGAAGAAGAAAAAGAAGAAAAGUAAAGAUGAAGAUAUGGAGGAUGUGCAGCCUGCUAGCGAAAUCAAAAAGAAAAAGAAAAAGAAGUCAAAAAAUGAAGAUGAAUAAAUUUUGACAGAUGUAUCCAAAUUGCUACAUUAAUAUUUUCUGUCAGCUGAGUUUUGAUUAUCAGAGUAGCCUUCUGUUCUCUGUUAUUAAUAUGAAUUAUCAAGAGAUUAGGGUGUUCAGAAGUGUGAAAUAUUUAAGGAGGUUCUGUUUGUGCUUUAA